Messenger RNA from Pimephales promelas (fathead minnow), 1638 nucleotides. It is a transcript of the gene rnf185, whose product is annotated as ring finger protein 185. NCBI's taxonomy places the organism in Eukaryota, Metazoa, Chordata, Actinopteri, Cypriniformes, Leuciscidae. Gene Ontology annotation, cellular component: endoplasmic reticulum. Gene Ontology annotation, molecular function: metal ion binding; ubiquitin protein ligase activity. The record is from RefSeq and is a predicted model, not a curated record. Gene Ontology annotation, biological process: ubiquitin-dependent protein catabolic process.
UCAGUAGGCUGAACUUCCGGGUAGCGUAAUGUUGACGCAAUCAGCUGAAAGUUGUUGAAGCUGCGGGUUUGUUUUCUCUCUCCUCAGACGGUUUGAUGAGACGGAUCAGCGUGAGGUCAUCAGUGAGGUCAUCAGUGCACUGAGGUCAUCAGUGAGGUCAUGGCCAGUGCCGCAGCGAGCGAGAGUCCAACCGGAGCCGAGAACAGCAGCGGUGGGACUCAGGACGGCACUUUCGAGUGUAACAUCUGCCUCGACACAUCCAAAGAUGCCGUCAUCAGCCUGUGUGGACACCUGUUCUGCUGGCCGUGUUUGCAUCAGUGGCUGGAAACCAGGCCGAACAGACAGGUGUGUCCCGUGUGUAAAGCAGGAAUCAGCCGAGAGAAGGUGAUCCCGCUGUACGGCAGAGGCAGCACCGGCCAACAGGACCCCAGAGAGCGAACGCCUCCUCGACCGCAGGGACAGCGGCCCGAACCCGAGAACCGUGGCGGGUUCCAGGGCUUCGGCUUCGGUGACGGAGGCUUCCAGAUGUCUUUCGGGAUCGGGGCUUUUCCUUUCGGGAUCUUUGCCACGGCGUUCAACAUCAACGACGGGAGACCGCCUCCAGCGGCCCCAGGGACCCCUCAGCACACGGACGAGCAGUUCCUGUCCCGCCUGUUCCUGUUGGUGGCGCUGCUCAUCAUGUUCUGGCUGCUGAUCGCCUGAACAGACAUGCUCUCACUCAGUGUGUGUGUGUGUGUGUGUGUCGAUUACAGUCCCGACAUCUGAACAUCAAAUCGAGAUGCGUUUACCAGGUGAGUGAAACACCAGCAGAUAUUAGGGAAAUUAAAUGAGUUUUUGCUUAAACGAGCUCAAUGAUCUGCCAAUGGGGUCAGAAAAUAAUCUUUGUGAUUUUGUGUGGUUUUUUUCUGACUCCACUGGUUAGGGUUUUAUGCAAAAACUCACUUCAUUUUGAUUUAUUUCUCCAGAAAACAAGACCUAAUAUCUGAUGGCCUUUUACUACUCCUUUAAAUGCAUCUUGACUUAAGAAUAUUUAGAUAUUUGGACUGGAAACAAGACAAAAAUACUGAGAAAGAAAAGCUUUUUUGGCUCUUCCUGAAGGCUAUAGAUUCACUAAAAUCUCAGUUGUGUGUGUGUGUGUGUGUGUGUGUCUCCUGAUGGGAUUUUAAAAGAAACUCGUCUUUUUCUAUGAAAGAGAUUGCAUGUCUGCGAUGCUGUAAACACACUCUUCUGCUCGUGUUCCUGGACUUUCCAUUUCUAAUCCUUCAUUGGAGUUUUGUAGAGUUACGGUGCCAAAUGAUGUCACUCGUGUUAACAGCAAAACAAUAUUUGUAGAAAUCCCAUAAACACAUAAACGCUCUUCUGGACCAUAACCUUGAACGUUUCAUUUUUCCUUUCAUUAACACUUUCAAUGUUUUUCUUUUGUAAAUAUAUUUCAACAGGGAUUACACUAAAGCUUUGAUCAUUCUAAUAAAACGGUUGUAGAAAUUAAUUCAGAGCGUCUUAAUGACACAUGAUGAUUUAUUCAUAUAGAAUGACGAUGUUUAUUAAGUUUCUGCGAAUAUUUGGGAGGGAAUGUGUGAAAAGCAUAAGCACAUGUCGACUGUCCAGAUGAUUAUUAAAAUUAAUUUUAAACAUGUU